Molecule: messenger RNA, 3138 nt
Organism: Herpailurus yagouaroundi (jaguarundi)
Lineage: Eukaryota; Metazoa; Chordata; Mammalia; Carnivora; Felidae
Gene: ZFP82
Product: ZFP82 zinc finger protein
Exons: 6
Coding region: 302-1858 (518 amino acids)
Biological process (GO): regulation of cytokine production; negative regulation of transcription by RNA polymerase II; regulation of immune system process
Cellular component (GO): nucleoplasm
Molecular function (GO): DNA-binding transcription repressor activity, RNA polymerase II-specific; RNA polymerase II cis-regulatory region sequence-specific DNA binding
Source: RefSeq, a predicted model, not a curated record
CUCAGUGCCUACAGAGCGAGCUCCCAGCAGCCUCCGCGCGCGGCCCGUUAAGCCCCGGGGGCUGUGUACUUGCAGGUUCCGUCCCACCCUCGCUUACACUGAGCAUCACCGUGAGGCAGGUGCGACACCCAAGCUCUGGCCUCUGUGAACCCUCCAGGCAAGUAAACUCCAAGGAAGACUGACCAGUUCUUGAGUUUCUAAACCAUGGCCCAUACAUGUUUGGAUGAUCAAGAUACGCCAGAGUAUUCAAGAGGCUGCACCUAUAGCAACAGGAUUCUUCAAGAGCACAUAGAGAUCACUGAUGUUCAGUGAUGUGUCCAUAGUCUUCUCUCAGGAGGAGUGGGAAUACCUGGACCUGGAACAGAGGGACUUGUACAGAGAUGUAAUGUUGGAGAAUUACAGCAACUUGGUCUCCCUGGGAUGCUUCAUUUCUAAGCCAGAUGUGAUUUCCUUGUUGGAGCAAGGAAAAGAGCCCUGGAAAGUUGUGAGGAAAGGAAGGAGACCAUAUGCAGAUUUAGAGACCAGGAAGUUAUCCUCAGAAAAUGACAUUUAUGAAAUAAACCUACCUCAGUGGAAGAUAAUGGAAAGAAUUAAAAAUCAUGGCCUUAAGGGCCUAAUUUUAAAAAGUGACUGGGAGUCUAAAAGAAAAUUUGAAGGACAGGAGGAAUAUUUCAGUCAAGUGAAAAUUACAUCUCAAAAAGUGUCCUCUUAUCAAAAACGUACAUCUCUAACUCCACAUCAGAGAAUUCAUUUUGUGGAGAAACCCUAUGAAUGCAAAGAAUGUGGAAAGGCCUUUAGAGUACGCCAACAGCUUACUUUUCAUCACAGAAUUCAUACUGGUGAAAAACCCUAUGAAUGUAAGGAGUGUGGAAUGGCCUUUAGACAGACUGCACACCUUACUCGACAUCAGAGACUUCAUUCUGGUGAAAAACUCUAUGAAUGUAAAGAAUGUGGAGAAUCUUUUAUAUGUGGCCCAGACCUUAGAGUACAUCAGAAAAUUCAUAUUGGCGAAAAGCCCUAUGAAUGUAAAGAAUGCGGGAAAGCCUUCAGAGUGCGAGGACAACUUACUCUCCAUCAGAGGAUUCAUACUGGUGAGAAACCCUAUGUAUGUACAGAAUGUGGAAAGGCCUUUAGACAGUAUGCACAUCUCACUCGACAUCAGAAGCUUAAUAUUGCUGACAAACUCUAUGAAUGUAAAGAAUGUGGGAAGGCCUUUUUGUGUGGCUCUGGCCUUAGAGUACAUCACAAACUUCAUACUGGUGAGAAACCCUAUGAAUGUAAGGAAUGUGGGAAAGCUUUCAGAGUGAGACAGCAACUAACACUGCACCAGAGAAUUCAUACUGGUGAGAAACCCUAUGAAUGUAAGGAAUGUGGAAAGACCUUCAGUCGUGGUUAUCAUCUUAUUCUUCAUCACAGAAUUCAUACUGGUGAGAAACCUUAUGAAUGUAAGGAAUGUUGGAAGGCCUUUAGUCGUUACUCACAACUUAUUUCACACCAAAGUAUCCAUAUUGGUGUUAAACCUUAUGACUGCAAGGAAUGUGGGAAGGCUUUUAGAUUGCUCUCACAACUUACACAACAUCAGAGUAUUCAUAUUGGUGAGAAACCCUAUAAAUGUAAGGAAUGUGGGAAGGCCUUUAGAUUGCGCCAAAAACUUACUUUACAUCAGAGCAUUCAUACUGGUGAAAAACCCUUUGAGUGUAAGGAAUGUAGGAAGGCCUUUAGACUUAAUUCAUCCCUUAUUCAGCAUCUGAGAAUUCAUUCUGGUGAGAAACCUUAUGAAUGUAAGGAAUGUAAGAAGGCCUUUAGACAACAUUCACACCUUACCCAUCAUCUAAAAAUUCAUAAUGUAAAAAUAUAAGAUAGUUUUUCAAUCCUGUCUUGUAGAAUACUCUAUGAAUAUAGUAAUUAAUCCUUUUUGCUUCCUUCAUACAGGCAAUUGACUUAAGAGGUUUUAUAUCAUUACAAGAAUAUGUUAAUUUAAUGUAUUCCACCAUCACUUAAGCCUGAUAAACUUUACACUUACUCUAAAAACUAAUCCUAAUCAGUGUGACAAAUGUGGGAGACACUUAUCUCUGUCCCAUCACUUUCCUACUUGUAUUAUAUUGACAAGAUGCUUAACUGCUCUGUGCUAUAAUUUUUUCAUUUGUAAAAUGGUAAUACAAUACUGUGGCAGAAUAAAAAUUGUUGCAAAUUGUUUGACAUUCCCCCUUUCCCCCCAUCAAAAUCUGGAAUCCACAUCCGUUCUCCUUGAGGAUGGGCAGACCAAGACUACUUUGACUAGUAAUAGUACUGCUGUGCCAGUUUCCAGGCUUUACUGGUAGAUUUUACUGCAUCUCUUGGAGUGCUCCUUUAAGCUUAGGUUCUGAAUUCUGUUAAAAAGUCUGUCUGCUCUGCUGAAGAGACCACAUGGAGAAGCCCUAAGACCACAAAGAAAGAAAGAGGCACCCUUCUGAGCCCAGUCUUCCACACAUGCCUACCAAGACACCAGACAUUUAAGUGAAAUAGUGUUGGAUCUUCCAGACCACCCAGCAGCUGAGUACCCACUGAGUGACUUCAGUUGAUACCAUAUAAAACAGAUGAAUCUAUCAACUGAGUCCCUGCCCAAAUUCCUGACCCACAAGAUCAUGAGAUAUAAUAAAAUAAAUUUUGUUUUAUUAUUAUCAUUAGUAUUACUCCUUUGAAAAUUCAUAUGAAAGACUAUGGGCACAAAGAAUAUAGAAAUGCCUUCCACCAACACUCACCCUUAUUUAACUUCAGAUAACUUACUCUUUUUAAAAUAGUUCAAGUGAGAAAUUGUUUUUCAAUUUGUUCAUAAAAAAGCAGAUAUUCUACAGUCUACAUUCUCUGGCCCAAGUCUAAAUUUAACUUAAAAUUAACAAAGAAUAACGUAAAAAUAAACUUUGGAAAUUAAAAAUUACUUGUAUUAUAACUUCUGUAUUGAUUUUUAAAAAUACAUUGUAGCCUUUUUUUGUGCUCUGGUUGUCCUGUCUUUCAUUAGUGAGAAUCCCCUCAAAUUGGUUCCUAUGUCCUUUUGUCAUGACAAAAGCUUUUAAUAGCUUCCUUUUUUCCUGACCAAAUGCACUGGUCAGUUAUGAAGCAUAUUAGGGUACUUAUUGAUAAAUAAAGGGGAAAAGUGGA